This is a messenger RNA of Austrofundulus limnaeus, 8408 nucleotides long. It is a transcript of the gene nfat5a, whose product is annotated as nuclear factor of activated T cells 5a. The record is from RefSeq and is a predicted model, not a curated record. Gene Ontology annotation, biological process: calcineurin-NFAT signaling cascade; regulation of transcription by RNA polymerase II; cytokine production. The coding region runs from base 276 to 4565 and encodes 1429 amino acids. Gene Ontology annotation, cellular component: transcription regulator complex. The transcript is spliced from 12 exons. NCBI's taxonomy places the organism in Eukaryota, Metazoa, Chordata, Actinopteri, Cyprinodontiformes, Rivulidae. Gene Ontology annotation, molecular function: DNA-binding transcription factor activity, RNA polymerase II-specific; transcription factor binding; RNA polymerase II cis-regulatory region sequence-specific DNA binding.
GCCACGAGGUGGGCCGAGUAACAGUAGCCUACUGUGUUUGUGUGUGUUUGUCUUGAUGUAGCACGAAACGUGUCUAUCAGCAAAGACACACAUCUCAACGUGAGACGUGCUAAAUAACGGUUUUUGUUUUUCUUUCAUUGAGAAUUUGUUUUGUUUUUUGUUGCCCCGAGAUUGUUUCGAUGCUGUACCUCACACGGCGCAGCAUUUCGCAGGAAUUAUUAUUGUUUCUUCUAAAGACUGUCCGCUCCUCCUCCUCCCCUCGAUGAAGCGCUGUGAUGCCCUCUGAUUUUAUAUCCCUCCUUAACUCGGAUAUCGACCUUAAUUCCCCUAAGUCUCUAUAUUCGAAAGAGUCAGUAUAUGACCUCCUCCCCAAAGAGCUCCAGCUCCAGCCGUCGUCCACCCAGACAGACCCACCCACCAUGAGCCAGAAGAGUGGGGGAGAGGCGGGACCUCCCCCUUCCACAGCCUUGGCUGCAGAUGCCAGCUCUUCCACCUCCAGUUCUUCUGCUGCUUCUUCCCUGGCCAUGGGACCUUCAUCCAGUGGCCUCCCUACCUCACCCUCAGACCAUCUCACAGUUGUUCAGCAUCUCCACUCCGCUGGAGGGGAUGGRGCUGGGGCUUCGGAAAUACAAGGUAUGGAGGCUGCCGGCUCUGCCCCCAGCAGAGGCAACGGUGGAGCAAACGCCGCAGCAGGGGACAUAGGGUCAGGAGGAGUGUUGUCGGGGCUAAGUGGGCAGCAGCCUCAGAACACCCCAUCAAAACGAAGGCCCGUACUGAGCAUAUCCCCGCCACCUGAGGACCUGUUUGACGACAGCCAGAUGUCUUGCCAAGAGGAACCCACCGUAUCUGGUGCACCAGUUCCAGACUCGGAGCACAGCAGCAGCAUGUGGCCRGACGAUUCUGUCUCCAACUUCAGCGUGAUCAGCUCGGUUUCAUACAACGACAACACGGAAGUGCCACGCAAAUCCAGAAAACGCACGCCUCGCCAGCGACCGGGCCCCAAGCCUGCUCCUCCGGAAGACAGCAUGGACGUGUUUGAUGCCGACAGUGCCAAGGGUCCUCAUUUUGUGCUAUCACAGCUGGGCACAGACAAGGCUAGCUCUCUCGAUGCAGGGGCUACGGUGAAAAGCGGGUCACUGUCUGCUCAGUACCCCCAGAGGAGUGAUGGAAAAGAACUAAAGAUCCUGGUGCAGCCAGAGACCCAACACAGAGCUCGMUAUCUGACCGAGGGCAGCAGAGGUUCCGUUAAAGAUCGUACACAGCAAGGGUUCCCCACCAUCAAGUUGGAAGGUGUUAAUGAACCAGUUAUGCUGCAGGUGUUUGUGGCAAGUGAUGCAGGUAGAGUGAAGCCUCACGGUUUCUAUCAGGCUUGCAGAGUAACGGGACGCAACACCACAGCUUGUAAGGAGGUGGAGAUAGAUAGAACCACAGUUAUAGAGAUUCCCCUGGAGCCCAGCAGUGACAUGACACUUGCGGUUGACUGUGUUGGAAUUUUAAAGCUGCGUAACGCAGAUGUUGAGGCUCGUAUUGGUGUGGCAGGAUCCAARAAGAAGAGUACACGGGCCAGGCUGGCCUUCAGAGUCAACAUCCCCCAACCUGAUGGAUCAUUUCUUACCUUACAGGUCUCCUCAUCACCCAUCCUCUGCACUCAGCCAGCCGGAUUGCCAGAGAUCCUGAAGAAGAGUCUUCACAGCUGCUCAGUGAGAGGAGGAGAGGAGGUUUUUAUAAUCGGAAAAAACUUUCUCAAAGGAACCAAAGUUAUACUUCAGGAAAACCCUGCAGAUGAUAAUUCCUGGCAAGCUGAGGCGAAKAUUGAUAUGGACCUUUUUCAUCAGAAUCAUUUGGUCGUGACAGUCCCUCCAUUCCACACCCAGUCAAUCACGUCUCCUGUGUCUGUGGCCAUUUUUGUGAUGACCAAUGCUGGGAAAUCUCAUGAGGCCCAGCCCUUCACGUACACUCCUGAGCCAGCUGAAAAUUCAAAUGUGCAGACAAUAAAAACUGAAGGGCCCUCCUUGGUGGAGACCUGCUUAUUUGAUGGCCAAAUCAAAUCUUUGUCCUCGGAGCAAACUGAAAGUCCUGGCCAGCCUUCGAAACGCCAAGAGGACACACCUAUGGAAGUGUCUAGCAAUCCUCCACCAACAGACGUUUUUAAAUCAUCUCCUGACCCACUUAUCUCAGUGCAGCAGACCCUGGAGCUCAACUCUAGUCCUCACCCAAGUAGAGGGUCUUUUGAGAGCCCAAUGUCUCUACAGCCUGAAGAUGUGGAGCUUCCCCAAGCACCUCCUGUCUUCCCCAGUCUAGAGUCUCUCAGCGCCAUACAAAAACAAGAGAUUACUUCCACAACCUCUUUCCCAGUGUCAGGAGAUACCACUAUCCCCCCUGUAACACCAGAGGUUCCUCAGCAAAUCCUUAGAGAUCCUCAAGAAAGCUUGUCUCCUGAAAGCUCUGAUAAUAGUGGAAGCAUCGUGGUUGUAGCCAUGCCUCAAAUCGGAGCUCCGUCUCAACCGCAGCCACAGCAGUCCCAGGUUCCCCUGUUUCCUCAGGAAGGAGUGGCGCAACUUGAGAGGGCAGUAAGAGAGCUCCAGGCUGGAAGUAACCCCACACUGCAGCAGGUGCUGGAAGCAGCUGUAGCCCAGCAGCAGCUGAACUCUGUACUCUAUAGCCCCACACCUUCUGCAGACACCUUACAGCAACACGUUCAGGAGAACAUGAACAGCCUUCGGCUGGGAACCACAGAAAAUUCACUCUCAGCGCGGCAGCAGUUACAGAUACAGCAGCAGCAACAAAUGCAGCAGCAGUUUCAGCAACAUCAGCUGCAGCAACAACAACAACAAAUCCUUGAAAACCUUCAACAACAACAGCAGCAGCAGCAGCAAGUUCUCAGCAACAUGCAGAUCCAACAACAACUUAUAUUACAGCCACAAGAUCAACAGCAGAUCAUGGAGAAYAUCACACAGCAGCAGCUGCAACAAAAUCAGCAACAAGUCCUUAACAACAUUCAGCUUCAGGAUCAGCAACAACAGAAUCAAAUCCUUGCUAAUUUACAAGAGCAUCAACUACAGCAGCAGCAGCUGCAGGAGCAGCAGGUCUUGGAGAACCUGCAGCAGCGCCUCCAGGCGGAGCUGCUCCUGCCACAGAUCCACUCCUCUGCCCAGACACAGCAGCCCGUCUCCCUCCUGCAGCAGGCCGGGGAGCUGCUCACCAUCCAGACCAGCUUUCCAACGCAGCCUCCGUCCCACACAUCUCCUCCACAACAACUCUUCCAGUCCCCCAGGCCUCUGGCUGAGGCCCAGGGGACUCAGCAGCAGGUCCAGGCYGCCCUGCUCCAGAACACACUGAGUGUUCUCACGGCUGGGAGUCUCAGCUCAGAGCCGCCCUCCACAGCCUCGGCUAUUUAUCUGUCCACCAACCCUCAGCCUCAGCAGCAGCAGCAGCAGCAGCCUCAGCUGGCAUUCAUCUCGUCCAUGGAGACGUCCAACAGCCAGCCUCAGUCCGUUUCAAUGUUUCAGAACCAGCCCCAAGCUCAGCUGUCCCAGAUGCAGCCACAGAGCACCCCAAUGGAGCAGCAGCAGUCUCCACAGCAAACCCAGCAGCAACCGCAGCAGAUUCCAAUGAGCCAGCAGAGCUCCCUGUUCCAAACCAUACCCAACCACUCCCAGACCACCCCUGUUCCCCACAACCCCAUCUCACAGCCUCAACAGACAGGCCUGCUCCUCUGCACGACAGAUCUUAAUCCACAAGCUAUCCUCUUCAGCACCCAGACCCCAGGUCCGGCCCCUAUAGCCAGCAUCAGUGUUGGACUCUCCCAGCCAGACUCCACAGAGCCCAUGUCCUUUCAAGUCCAGAGCUCCUCGGGCAGCAACUCGUCCUCCCCUGCAAACCAACAGCAGAGCUUAUUCCAGGAGCAGCARCCGAUGCAAGUGACCCCGAGUCCCAACCAGGUCCCCGGCAGCCAGUCUGUGAAGCUGUUCAUCCCACAGACGUCGCUGUCCGGCCUGCAGGGCACCAUCGGCUCACAGGAGCUGAACGCCAAGGCCUCCGCCCCCGCUGCCACCAUUUUUGUGGUUCAAGGUGGCAUGGGUGUGGUUGCCAACCCAGGCCAGCAGCCCCCAGAGCAGYUGUUCCAGACCGCAGUGGGUGGUCCUGUAGCUCCACAAGGACAGCCCAACCUGUUUCUUUUUGGCAUCCAGAAUGACUCAUCCCAGCUGCUCAGUUCUUCUGGACCAAGCCUGCCUGCCCAGAGUCAGAGCCAGAGCUCUGGUCACCUGCAGCCUGUGUUGGAUCAGCCCAUGGCCCAGGCUGCCUCCAGCGUGCACAGCAACUUGCAAAACACCCUUCAGGCGCAAAUGCAAACCAGCCUAGAGAACGCGUUGCAGUCAAACACACAAACAGCCGCGCAGUCGGGUUUACAGGUGUCCUUAGAGACGAGUCUGCCAACUCCCAUGCAGACCGGCUUACAGACACAGAUGCAGAGCAGCUUACAGAAUCAGAUGCAGGCGUCUAUAGCCUCUACAUCAAGCAUGGAUAAAUUUGAAGACCUGCUGGAGAGCUUACARAAGCAGUGAGAAAUGGAAGAUAUGAGGCCAGAGGCGGCUCGCUGAUAUGUAGCUGAAAGUUGUGCUUUGUAAAAUCAGCAAACACAAAGUGUUGGUGUUUGUGGCAAUGCCAUCAACCUUGAAGAGAAAAAAAAAGUUAAAUAUUUAAGAAAGAAAUUCCCUUUUAGAACCCAAAUUAUUAGCUUCUGUAACAUUUUUUGUAUAUUUAUCAUUAAUGCAUUUUAAGCUUCUUUUAUUGUUUAUUUUAAUUGUCCCUCUAGCAAGAUCAAAGAGUGUUAACUUUAAUCUGGAAAAAAAAGUGUUUUGUUAUCAGUGUUCUUUUAAAAAUGUGAGCCUAAGAGAGGAGGAAAUAAACAUGUCGGGUUUGGUGGAGUGAAGAACGUCUGGCUGGAUGCAGGUGUGGGUUGAAUCAGAUUGCACAGUUGUGUAAGUUAAAGGCUGAAUCUCAUUUUGAGUGUGUAAACUCCCAAAGUUUCACAUUCAGACGCUAAUCUGUGAGUCAGGUCAUUGUCAUUUUGUAUCGUGAAGCGACAGCGGAAACKGGGAAAUUAGGAUUACUUUGCAUUGAAACAGGUGAAAAUCACAACCACUUGAUUUAAAUGUGUUUUGCCCAUAGAGAAUUUCUUCAUUUUGCAGUUAAUCAUUUGCUAUUUGCUUGUGAAGAACUAUUGUAAAAUCUACUCUACGAGUACAGAUGACGUAAAAUACAGAAUUCUUUGUAGAAUAAUGUGAGGUUGUUUUAUAGAAAUAUUUGCUGGUAGUCUGCACUUGGAAGUCUCUCUCAGAGGGAGGAAAGUUAAACAAAGCUAUCAGCUCUACUCCUGGAAAAGAAAAAUCAAAUAAUUCUCACCACCGUGUCAUGGAAAUAAUCUGCUGAUAUUAAGGAAUAUUACACAGUCGCAAAUGAGGUUCAACCUGGUGAAUAGUGUGGCUUGGCUUUGUUUUGGCACCUCGUAGUGUUUUUGUGUUUUUUUUAGGCCUCAUUACUGGGUUUACAAAAGCUUUCUUGGUGAACUUUUUAAUAGCAUUUAUUUACGUGUCAUGCUCAGCUUUUUUUUUUAACAAGUUGGUAACUUUUACCAAUUCUUUGUGGAUAAAAAGACGCUUUCCACUGGUGAAAACUAGAGUUUCGUGUGGUUUUAUAAACAUUUUAUCUCAAGCACUUUAUAACCUCUUUUUGUGUAACCUGCUACUCCUUAUAUCCGUCCACAGCUCUGCAACAAACUGGUUGAAUUUGUACAGAGACAUCCAGUACUUAACAAAAAGACAAAUACACAAGGAACAUACAAAGGAAAAAAAAUGGAAAUCGGUUAUCUUUGUAACGAUAAAUACAUUGUACUCGAACAUUUUUACAUUUUGUCACGUGAGAAUUUUUUUAUGCCUAGACUUUGUAUAGAACGCGUGAGCUCACAGUUUGAACCCCUCUUUGUAUUCAGUCUCAGUGGUCCAGUCGAGCCUGUCCAAAAACAGCCAUUCCCACAAAAGCAUUGUCUUUUUUUUUUCAGUGUUUUAAGUGGUUGAGUGAGCCUUUAUUUGCGCUUUUGUUUGUUUUAAACUAGACAUCUAAACCUUAAAUGAAGGAUAUUUAUUUCCUUGUACCAAUUCCUGUUCAAUCCAUUUCUGGAGAAAGCUGCUCGUCUUAUAGUUUUCGUCCCAGUGGUGGUAAUCUGUGCAGGUUGGCACCAAAUGAAGUCCCAUUACUUGUGUCACCAUUAAAGAAAAAAAMCAGUCUGUUACAGAGGCAAUCAUUUUUGAUUUGAUCUAUGGUGCUAUGUGCAGGAGUAAGGCUCCUCUGCUGUGAUGUUAGGACAGAAUUUAUAGAGCGCUGGCUUUACUUUGAAGUUUGCAGAGGUUUUUGUGUUGUGGGGUCAGACUGGAGUGCACCCAGGUUGUGAUUAGUUGCCAUCUUGUCCUUUGCAAAUACCUUUCUAAUGUUUACUCAGUUUUACUAACGCAUGCAGCUCUCACAGUGAUUUAGUGUAUUUCACCAGAUUUAUAGAAGUCAUAAAGRUACUUUUUUUUUCUUUUUUGUUCCWUCCAUAAAUUUUUYAUCUUUCCAUUGAUUUGAUACGUACGCUAUUUUUCAUUCAGAAUGACUUUGCUGGGCUUUCCUCAUUCAACAGUAGCCAAUUUGGCCUCCUUAAAAAGCCAGUUUUUGGAGAAGAGUUCCAAUAUUAAAGAGUAGUUUUGGUCAAAUGCAUUUGUUUACAUGUUCAUGGUCAUGCUCUCGUCCUGCAGUCGUUGAUCCAUUUUAAAGUAACUUAUCUUUUUUAAAAUUUUGUAACCAUGUAUCAAAGUUGUAGAGUAUUUUUGUAAAAACUAAGCUUGUUUUGUUGUCUUUGCUCAUAGCACAGAUAUCAUUGUUGCAGUGGGUUUUUUGUUUUGUUUUCUUCUUGAGAUGAAGAGCAGGUUUACUGUGAAGAGUUUGACUGAAGUUAGAAACGUAUUUCGACGGACAUCAAACUAAUAUGUUAGAACUGAGUUUUAUUGUGACAGAUUUUAUCCAAACUGUGGAACAUAACGUGUGGCUAAGCUUUCUUUUUUUGUGUGUGUGUGUGUGUCUUUUUUGUUUUGUUUUUAUUUUAAUGUCAUGCUUCUCAAAUGGCACUUUGACUCAUCCAUUUACUGUAGAUCAGGUUAGAGUGCAGUCGUGCCGUUUUCCAAGCAUUCCAUUCCUCUUUUCUGGGGAGAUAAAGAGCACAUAAUGUGGAAGAACUAGAAGAAAAAUAAAGUUACGCCUCUGUAAGCCAUACCGACACAGAAAGCCAACCUGUGACUUCGCUCUCAUGAAUGUAAAUUUUACCUCAUGGUGUGGACAUGUGGCUUGGUCUACAUCUGACAUCGGACCAAUUACAGUUUCAGAGAUCGUAUAUUUUGAGGCAGAGGGGAUAAGAGGGUGGGUCUGUACACUCAUCUUGUUUUUGUCUUGGAUUGUGGCGUAAACUCAAGUCCAGCCCRUUUUUACUCUGAGUGAUCCGGUAUAGUCAGUCUUUUAAUUAUUUCCACUCGGAAAAAAAUAAAAUAAAAUCUUGGUAAAUAUUGAUUUAGCGGUGGUGAGAAGAGCACACAAAUCUCAACAUAAUGUUUUUGUCCUCCGGUCAUGUAAAUGAAUAUCCAUGUAUAUUUAAAUGUGAAAUAUACUGCAGGGGUAUUUUGAAUUUAAAUUGUGAUGCUUUCAACAGAACUUUGUGUGCCUUGAUAACCUAACUGUUGCUCUGCUGUGUUUACUGGUGUCCUCUUUGUGUCAUCGCUCCUUGUCCUUUUUUAUCCUCGUGAUUCCUAAUCGUUUCUUCGAGGUUCCUGGACACAAACCUAGCUCAUACUGAGAUUUCUUUUGAUCCCCCCACAUUGAUUGCAGGAUAUCAGAAUUUACUCAUACUGCACAGCUUCAUCGGUGAACCGUCACCGUGUUUGUAGUUUUCUAUAGAUACUGUUUUUCACGCCUCAUGAGAUUUGUACAUGUGAGGUAAAAGGGACGUGACACAGCGAUUGUUUUUCUGGAGAGCGUUGUGUUCAUGUGCUUGUCGACAUUUCUGUUGCUGUGAAACGCUUGAUGAAAAGGGGCAGCCGUGAUGAAUUCCCUGUUUAUUGCCAAUAGUGUGAGCCGUCUCUCGUGCAUAACCAGUUUGCUUUUAACUCUACAUCCACCUACAGUUCUGUUGUAUCAGUUUUGUGUAGCUUGAGCUUUAGUAUUUAGCCUUAAGACCCUGCAGAAGGGACAAAAGGUCAACCCCGUGUUAUACAUUUGAACUAUUAUUAACAUGUACUUUGCCUUUGUCUGGACAUUUGUAUACUCUUCUGUUUAUAUCUGUAAUCCUGCUGCUACAUUAAAAGAAUUAAUAAAAAUGUAAA